AUGUCGCACACCGAAAACAUCACCAUUGAGAACAAAGCCGGUUCCGUCGGCGAAGGCGGCCACAAUUCCAAGUACGCCUACGGCCCCUGGGAGAAGUUGAAGUUUGAGAUCAGCGUGGAGGGGGAAGAACCCUUUACAGAUGACGCCAUCUACCACUUUGUCGAUGACAAGGAUGCCGAGCCUGGUGAUGAUGCUCGGAAGUCUGAAGCAGAGGUUCAGGGCGUAGAUGAGUCUGCUGUGAGUAUCACCAGUCUUACUCGCUACCAGAGUGUACCCGGCACAGAAGACGACGAGCAGACUUGGAAGGCACUGUCUUAUGUUACCGGCGGCGCUCCUGAAGAAAUCAAGAUCACCAACUGGAGCCAGCUCUGCAUCUGUGAAAAGCCAGAUUGCACUCUUCGACUAGUGCCUACGGAAUUAGCUGAGUACAUCAUCGAAGACAUUUCCCGAGAUAUGUCGGUUGCCGAAGUGUGA
Messenger RNA from Cryptococcus wingfieldii CBS 7118, 474 nucleotides. RefSeq lists its product as hypothetical. Lineage: Eukaryota; Fungi; Basidiomycota; Tremellomycetes; Tremellales; Cryptococcaceae. Bases 1 to 474 code for a protein of 157 amino acids. The record is from RefSeq and is a predicted model, not a curated record. The transcript is spliced from 3 exons.